AUUAUGAAAAUAUUCAUUGUUAAUAUUUUAAACCAAUAAAACUCUGCUACAUUUUUAUUAUUUGUGUUUGAUAAGAAAAAAACUAAGAUUUCAAUAGUUGGGCCAACUGGGGCUCUUAGAUGGUGCAACUUUCAAUGGCUGCUGAAUGGAUUCGGCUGAAUUUGAACACUCCAACAGUAGUCCAAACCAACAUCUUGAUAAGAAGUAUGGGUCCUGUGUCAGAACUGGAUAUGGAGUAUUCUAUGGACUGCUAUUUCCGCCAAUACUGGAGGGAUCAAAGAUUGUCUUUUAUGGGGCCAAUAAAAUCACUGUCACUGUCCAUAAAGAUGUUAGAGAGAAUAUGGAGACCUGACACUUAUUUUUACAAUGGGAAAAAUUCCUACGUACAUACCAUUACUGUCCCCAACAAGCUUCUCAGGAUAAGUCAAGAUGGAGACAUACUCUAUUCAAUGAGGUUAACAAUAAAAGCAAAGUGUCCGAUGGAGUUGCGAAGCUUUCCUAUGGACAGGCAGUCGUGUCCCUUGAUAUUUGGAAGCUAUGCCUACACUUCAAAGGACUUGGUCUACCAAUGGCAGAACAAGGCGAGCGUCAAUUUUGUGCCAGGGAUGACUCUAUCUCAGUUCGAUCUCAUCAGUUCGCCGUACAGGAAUUUCACUUUGACCAGGAGAGAAGGUGAGUUCUCUGUUCUCCAAGUCUCCUUCAACCUUCAACGACACACUGGUUAUUUUCUCAUCCAAGUAUACGUUCCGUGCAUCCUCAUCGUUGUUCUUUCGUGGGUUUCAUUCUGGAUCCACAGAGAGGCAACCAGUGACAGAGUUGGACUGGGAAUAACCACUGUACUUACACUUUCUACGAUCAGUUUAGAUUCUAGAACAGAUUUACCCAAGGUUCGAUAUGCAACUGCGUUGGAUUGGUUUUUGUUGAUGAGUUUCUUCUAUUGCAUCGCUACGCUGUUGGAAUUCGCAGGUGUCCACUAUUUUACAAAAGUAGGAAGCGGAGAAAUUCCUGUUGAUGAAGAUGACUGGGAUGACUGCAACGCUACUGAGGAAGAAACAAAAGAUGUGGCAGAUUUUGUAGAUGGGAGCACAAAAACUGACAACACUAAAAGACGCAGAAGUUCCCUCAUUUGCCCUAUAUACAAUAACAGUACAAUACUAUAUGAAAGCAGGAAAACUUCUCUUACGUCAAACCCUCAAGUGCCAUCGACCUCUACAGUUAGAGUUACAAUGGAUAGAAUGACACAAACUGAAACUAAGUUGCCAAAAUGGAAGCUUUUCUUGUACUGUCUGAAAGGGGAUGAUAAAUUCAGGAAGCAAAGGGAAAGAGAAGCUGCAGUUGCCAGCGGACUGGGAAAAGGAAACCAACAUGGUCACAUGAGACACAUUAAUAGUGUAUCGCUAAUAGACAGGACAGCUAGAGUAGUUUUUCCUGCAUCCUUUGGAUUUUUCAAUUUGUUCUACUGGAUGGCAUACUUCAUGUUGCAGGACAACUUCAAGUGGGGAGACACAAAAUUGAGUUCGAGAAGUCAUUGACCUUCGUUAAUGUGUGCUUCCUCUUUUCAUUUUUCCCUUCAAUAACAUCCUAGAGAAAAUACUAUGUAGUCAAGAAGUGUAAUUUAUGCAAUUUCACAACGAACUUCAUCACUUCAAUGCCUUAGUUCCAAAUUGAAUAAAAAUCCCAGAAGACGACGUCAAGCCGGAAACGGGGGACACACCAAAUCAUAAUAGUUACCAGAAAAAUAUAACAAAAAUCUACACCCUGUGAACAUUUUGUAGUUUCAUUACUACGAAUUUCAAUUUUUUUCUUAGACCGAGUGACGGACAGUGUCGUUCUACGUAGUGAAAGCAAGAUAUAUAGUAACGCCACUUUUGUAAUUCAUGAAUGCAUUUAUAAAAUUCACAAUAAAUCUUCAAACCGCCGUCCUUCAGCAGCAAUGCAAGCUUGGCAUCUUAAAAAUGAUCAGACGCAUCAAGAUAUUCUCCAACUGAACGGGCAUAGUGCGCCGGGCAUCCGUCUUGCUGGUACCGCAUGUCUCUUAGUGCUGCUUAGUGGCACAUCUUCCAAUGAAUUUAGUUAAUCAUUUUGUAAAAAGUCUAAAUAAAAAUCUCCAUUCAAGAAUUCUGGCAACUCAAAGGGUACAAUGAUUUGUCAAUUUAGAAUCCCGGUCAACAUGUUUACUUUAAAACGAUACUGUGAGCUAUCUUUACUCAUCAAAUGUGAAUUUUCUACAUACCAAUCGUGUAAGAUGUGUAGAUUCAUAAAACCAUUUUUUUUUAAAUGUCGACUCAUCAGUCCAUAAAAUUUUCUCUAAAAAUCGCGGAUCUGUCCAGUGUAUCUGUAACAUUGUUUGACAAAACUCAACUCUUGGAAGAUAGUCCCGAGGUUUUAGAGAUUUUACUCGCUGUACGUGGUAUGGGUGGUGCUCGUUCUUUCGUAAUAUUUGGUGGGCUAUUCUUUUUGGCACUCCCGUGCUUGCUUCUAUUUGACGGACUGAAGUACUCGGGUCUCCUUCCACUACUUGUAGUACGCUGUCCUCGUAAGGAAAGCCUGGUUGCAGCACUAGCAUUGCAUUUACAUUCCCCAUAAACGAGGUGCAUGUUGGCGUAUUUAUGUACGAUGUACACAGACAUGUAGCACUUCACAAUCAUGAAUUAAUAAAACUGGCGUUACUGUCUGUCUUGUUGUCACUACGUAGAAUGACACUGUCCGUCACUCCGUCUAAGAAAAAAAUGAAAUUCGUAGUCCUGGGAACCAAAAGUAUGCAACUUAGAUUUUUUUAUAUUUAUCUGAUGACUAUUAUACUCGUAAUAACUUUACGGCUUGAAGUCGACUUCUGGGCACCCUGUGGUUAAUUGGCACGCAGAUUGAUUCUUCCACACUACAGGCUGUAAAAGUCAGACGUGAUAACAGAUUUACAUUAAAAUCUGGACUUUACUAAUGUAAAUCUAAUGUACAUUAAUUUGUGAGUAACCUGCCAUUUUAGUCAAAAGUAGUUCAGGAUGGGACGAAAUACUUCACUUUGCUGUAUGUGUUUCAAAACAAACCUGACCCAAAAAGGUUAAUAUUUAUAAAAAAGACGCUAGAUUCAUUGAAUGCAGGCCGGUUUUCAGAAGACAAAAAUGUCGAAAGUCUCGAAAACUGUGAGACUUCCUGAAACAUAGUUUUGCGAUAUAGUAGGUCAUGAAGUAUUUUCAGUUGCAGGAUUAUUCUUCAUUUUCUAAACAGCCUGUAUAUUCAGUUGCAGAUGUAGAAAGGAAGGUUGCCUCUCCUCUGCCCAUAUGACUCGAUAAAUAUUUGUAUGUUAUGUAAUUAUUUAGUUUUUUAGAAGAACGUAAUUGUAGCAAUCAUGCUAAAUAAAUCUUAAACAAUCAAACAAAAUCAUAAGAAAUCUAUAUCAUGUAUAUAUAUAUAUACAUAUAUAUAUCUUGAGACGUGGUCAUUGUCGUCUAGACCAGUUAGGUGAAAAAUUAAAGCUUCCGCCUUUUGUUGGGUACUUCGACAAAAUUUAAGCAAAGAGGACUAUAUACUUUUUUUAAUUCUCU
Molecule: messenger RNA, 3542 nt
Organism: Acanthoscelides obtectus
Lineage: Eukaryota; Metazoa; Arthropoda; Insecta; Coleoptera; Chrysomelidae
Source: the annotation of a GenBank genome assembly